Messenger RNA from Drosophila navojoa, 395 nucleotides. Its product is annotated as larval cuticle protein 65Ag1. Gene Ontology annotation, molecular function: structural constituent of chitin-based larval cuticle. NCBI's taxonomy places the organism in Eukaryota, Metazoa, Arthropoda, Insecta, Diptera, Drosophilidae. Gene Ontology annotation, cellular component: chitin-based extracellular matrix. The record is from RefSeq and is a predicted model, not a curated record.
GUUAGAUAUAGUUACCUUUGAAAUCUCAAACGCACUACACAUCUGUCUAAACAUGAAGUUCCUUAUCGUCUUCGUUGCUCUCUUCGCCCUGGCCGUGGCAGCUCCUGCUGAAGUUGAAGUAGUGCGCCAGUUAUUGGAUGUCCAGCCUGACGGCUACAAGGAGGAAACGGUGCUAUCUGAUGGUACUAGCUCACAGUCUGAAGGUGUACUUACAAAGGCUGGCACAGAACAAGAAUCUCUUGUCGUCAAGGGCUCAUACAGCUUUGUUGCCGACGAUGGUGUUACCUACUCUGUUAGCUACAUUGCCGAUGAGAACGGUUUCCAGCCACAGGGUGCUCAUUUGCCCGUUGUCUAAACAUUUGAAAGUUGAACUUUUAAUAAAUUGAUUGUUUUAU